UCCCCGCGCCUCAGCACCGAUCCGGCCCGCGCCUCAGCACCGAUCCGGCCCGCGCCGCGCGGGCGGCGGUUCCGGUUCCGGUUCCGGGCUGCGGGGCCGCCGCCAUGGCGCGCAGCACGCUGAGCUCCCGCUUCCGCCGCCUCGACAUCGACCAGUACGACGAGAACCGGUUCGUGGAGGAGCCCGAGGAGGCGGCGGCGGCCGAGCCCGACGCCGGCCCCGAGGUGGAGGCGCUGCUGAGGCGAGGGGACGCGCUCCGAGCCUUCCACACGGCGCUGCGGAGCUCGCCCGUCAACAGCAGGAACCAGGCGAUGAAGGAGCAGGCGCAGGGAACCAUGCUGAAAGUCCUCAUGUCUUUUAAAAGCAGUGAAAUAGAGCAAGCGGUCAACUCCUUGGACGGGAAUGGCAUUGACUUGUUAAUGAAGUACAUUUAUAAAGGAUUUGAAAAGCCAACAGAAAACAGCAGUGCAAUAUUACUCCAGUGGCAUGAAAAGGACGAGGGUGAAGCAGCUGCUCGUGUCACUGCCCAGCAGGAAUCCCAGGCAAGUGUUGCCCAUCUGCAGGGUUGAGCUGCAGCACUGGCUGUCAGGGCUGCUCCUAGGACGGAUGUUCCCUCGGGACACUGCAGCUCCCUGUGCACCAGUCGUGUUCCCAGCGUAAGGGUUCUGUCCUGUGACUGCUGAUGACACAACCUGUGUGGGUGAUUCCAGCUCCUGGCAGCAGUCACUGCCUUGCAGAUCCAGGACAGGGCGGGAGGAGGAGGAGGAAGGAGUUUCUUAGGACAGCAAAGAACCUGUUUCUGCUUGGUUUUUCUUUCUGUUGUUGUUUCCACUGGAGACUGUUUUUAGGUCACCAAGGGUGUGUGCAGCCAGUGGGCAGCGUUACACAACACCCCUGACUGGCAGGAUGACAGUGCUCAGUGUGUGGGCACAGGUGAAGCAUCUCGUCCUCUUUCUUCAAGGCAGGUCUGCAGGCAGCUGGGCAGGGCUUGGAACCAGGUUUGUGUUCUGCUGUUUGGCACUACUGGUAGGACGUGUGUGUUGCUCAGAGAGGAGUCAGCUGCUGGGCAGCAGUUCAGUCUGUCCUGGGUCUGUAAGCUCCAGGGCUCAGGAACGCUGACACGGGUGCAGUGCCUGUGGGUUCUGCUGCGGGUGACACUUGUGUUCCUCCAUACCCUGGGACACUGAGGUGUCUCACUGCUGCCCACUGUUCUGACGCCAUAUGCUGUAACAGCCCCUGGGCUGGGCCUGAAUUAUCUCUGCAAACACGCCUCACUAAGCAGUCAGCUUUAAUUACUUUUUCAUAGCCACAUCCAUCAUCUUCUGGACUUCAGAAGGAUACAACAUUCACAUGGAGGGGUGCAGAUGGCACUGGAACUUCCUCCUUUCCCCUGCAGGGAGAUGGGAGGUGAGGCACUCUGCACCAUUCCUGACACACCACAUUGGUGUCCUCCUCUAGAUCCAAAAGUCUUUGGAGAAGGUGCUUUUCCCUCCAGAUUGAGGUUACUACGUUAUUGUAUUUGGUUUUGUCUGCCCUUCAGUCCCUUCACUCACAGGUUAGUGCUAUAAAUCCCUGCAGGGACCCAGCGAGGGGGAGCAGCCCAGGCACGGCCCUCUCUGGGCAGGGGCAGCCAGUGUGGAGAGUGGUGAUGUGGUCUGGGGCUGUGUGAGCAAACCUCUGCUCUGUAGAACAACUCCAAAUGUCUUUAGUGGCUGCAAGUGCCAGAGGAAGCAACUUUUUCCCCAGUUAACUGUUUUAGAGACUUUAGAGCAGAGGGUAGGAGCAGAUGGAGUGUCCCAGGCUGCAGGGUGUGAGAUGUAAGUUUGUAGCAGAGCUCUCGCCUCUGUUAUGAAGCGCUUGUUCUUUUCAGACGCCCUUUGCCCGUGAGGCAGCGGCUGCCUCGCACCACACGGUGACUGGGGAAACCUCUCCCUUUCCCAUCCCCACAGGCACUGGCAGUCGGUGGACUGGGCUCCAUAGUCAGAGUUCUUACAGCACGAAAGACUGUUUGAAGGACUGUUUUGGACUCAGAAGAAAGAAUUAGCCAAAAUGACCCUGGUCCAUCUCCUAGCGAUUGCAAUCUACUGAAACACUGCAGACACCUCCUCCUGGAAUGCUCUUACCCCGAGGUGGGGGAGACUAAAGGUAUUCCUGCAUAUUCUGACUAUCAGACACAGGAGCCAAGACAUGCUCUUGCUCCCUUCUUUACCAGGCAGAGAGAAGGCACGGCUCUGCCUCCUGCUGCUGUUAAGUGAACUGGUGUUUCCAGCUGCUGCUUUGGGGUAGGUGGGGCUCCAGGGGCUGCCCCUGGGUCAGAGGCAGCUGUGGCCACAGAAGUUCAGCAGAGCUUUGUAGGUGUGGUCAAAGGACUGGUUGGACCAGGGGGCUGGUUGCAAUGUAAAGUGCCUGCUGCAUCAAUAAAGUUCCUGGAUCACG
Molecule: messenger RNA, 2436 nt
Organism: Colius striatus (speckled mousebird)
Lineage: Eukaryota; Metazoa; Chordata; Aves; Coliiformes; Coliidae
Gene: ARPC5L
Product: actin related protein 2/3 complex subunit 5 like
Exons: 4
Coding region: 105-569 (154 amino acids)
Biological process (GO): cell migration; regulation of actin filament polymerization; Arp2/3 complex-mediated actin nucleation
Cellular component (GO): cytoplasm; Arp2/3 protein complex; actin cytoskeleton
Molecular function (GO): actin filament binding
Source: RefSeq, a predicted model, not a curated record